Arthroderma uncinatum is the source of this 777-nucleotide messenger RNA. RefSeq lists its product as uncharacterized. Gene Ontology annotation, biological process: protein transport to vacuole involved in ubiquitin-dependent protein catabolic process via the multivesicular body sorting pathway. Gene Ontology annotation, cellular component: ESCRT I complex. Lineage: Eukaryota; Fungi; Ascomycota; Eurotiomycetes; Onygenales; Arthrodermataceae. The record is from RefSeq and is a predicted model, not a curated record. Gene Ontology annotation, molecular function: protein-containing complex binding. The transcript is spliced from 3 exons. Bases 1 to 777 code for a protein of 258 amino acids.
AUGAACAUCAUCAGCAACAGCAAAGAGAGAGAGAGAGAGAGAAUAUCAGAGAAAGGCAUGAUGUAUUCACAGCGGCCUCUGUCAUAUGCGCCUACGCCUUACAGCUAUACUCCCAACACGGCGCUAUCUGCAACCAUCAAUUUAGACGAGGAGGUCAAACCGUUCUCUUCCCCCGGCGAGAGAGACCUUUACGAGUCACUGGCGGAGAUAUAUAGUAUCAUCAUUACGUUAGACGGGCUAGAGAAAGCAUACAUCAAGGAUGCGAUAACAGAAUCAGAGUAUACGGAGACGUGCGCCAGGCUGCUAAAACAGUACCGGUCGAUUUUAAGUGAUGAUGCCGUCGCAGCUGAGUUUGUCGAUCUAGACACGUUCAAGCGUGCCUGGGAGAUGGAGUGUCCACGCGCCACGGAACGACUACGCAUCGGCCUUCCCGCUACUGUCGAACAACCCUCUCAUGCACCCUCCCAGAAUUCUACGGCGGGACCUUCAGCUUCAGGGAGCCUUAUACUCGCUGCUACAGAAAACUUUAUAACCUUCCUCGACGCUCUAAAGCUCAACAUGCUCUCGAAGGAUGCGCUCCACCCACUUUUAUCAGAAGUCAUCCAGUCCGUGAAUAAGGUCACGGAGCAAGAUUUUGAAAAUAGGGGGAAAAUAAUCCAGUGGCUUAUCACCUUAAACCAGAUGAGAGCGACGGAGGAACUAGGUGAAGAUCAAGCUAGAGAGUUGGCAUUCGAAAUGGAGCAGGCAUAUCAAGGCUUCAAGGCAACCUUGAAUUGA